AUGACCGUCGGUCAAUUGGUUCACAGGAUUCUUUUUCGUCACUAUUGCAACGACUCUAACAUCGCGUCGCUCUUGUUGGAACUCUCUGGGUCAAUCAUAGAGUAUCCGCGGCCUCAAUCAUGCCAAAUAGACUAUCACGUCAGCACAUCAUUUUCGAUUGCCACAAUUUCCAUGGUUGCUCACACGUUCAUAACUGGACAUUCUGUUGUUAUGACAAUAUGUGUUUUGCGGCUGGCGUUUCCCUUGUUAGACAUAACAUUUAUGGAGCAAUCGUGCCGUAUUUCACACGGCCUUUCUGAACAUCACCUUAUAGAACGCGACAGGGGCGAGUUUUGCGUUCAGUUUUGUCGCGUUUGGAAGCGUGUUAACUACUAUUCUUGGUCUUCAGGUUUCUCCAUUACAUCACGCUCUCAGCGCGCAGCGGUGCCUCGUAAAGAGGUACUACCGCAAGGAAUUGAUGAUGCGAUAGACACAGUUUUUCAGCAAGUAAUCGUAAUGUACCAAACUCGAGUGCUCUAUGACGCUUUUGAUUGGUGGGCAAGCACUUAUGUUCGCACAUUCAAAACCUAUUAUCUGGACAAGAUUUUGCCUCAAUCGUUGGUGCUUUUGGCUACUAUUCCGGUAUUUGAUCGACUAGUCCAAUAA
Molecule: messenger RNA, 645 nt
Organism: Plasmopara halstedii
Lineage: Eukaryota; Oomycota; Peronosporomycetes; Peronosporales; Peronosporaceae
Exons: 2
Coding region: 1-645 (214 amino acids)
Source: RefSeq, a predicted model, not a curated record